AUGUGGGAGGAAAAUCUGGACGAUAUUGCCGAGAAGGAUGCGGUGGAAGACGAUGUCUUUCACCUCAAACCGGACUUCGUCCUAGACGACGAUGAUUCUGACACCGAUCAGCCAUUAGACACCAAAUACGAGUGUUGGAGAAAGGAAUUCAACGCGGAGUUGAUUUCUCUGUCUGUACAUCCUGCUUUUCCGGAAGUAGCUCAUGUUGCCGUCGGCUCGUGCGACGACACGUGUACGAUAGUCGACCUAUCAUCGCAAGACGGUUGGUUUUGCCCGUCAUGCUUUCGAAUGCGUUCAGGAGGAAGCGACGCCCAGCAAACCUUGCUGGGACCUUUUGAGGAGACCGUGAGUUGCUGCGCAUACUCUCCCGAUGGCGCCUAUUUGUCGCUCGGUUGCAUGGACGGCAGCUUCUUGGUUUACAGCAUCAGUAAUUCGAAGUAUGAUCACCUCUGCACGGUCAACGGGCCCGCUGAUGGCAUCGAAUGGGUUUCAUGGUUGGGUGACUCUAGCGCCGUAAUGUUUGGUGGAUCAGGGCAUACCGUAUACAUUUGGAAUCCGCAAUUGCAGACGACGGCUUGCGUCACUACAACUGACACAAACUCCUGCGGCAAGUUCUGCAUGUACGGCGACAACGCUUUGGCUGUCCUGGGAGGUGACGACGGGCACCUCAACAUUGUGCGUUAUUCGAAUGGCUCCGUGGGUAGCGUGAGUGACGUGCCGCUUGGCAGUGAUUCGGUGACGUGCGUCGACUGUCACGAUACUGUACAGCUGGCUGUGGCAGGGCUGUUCGAUGGGUCCCUGUACUUCGUGGGGCUUUCUAAGAAAAGCAUAUCUGCCUCAUUUUUGGAGGAUCACACCGACACCGUGGAGUCGGUUAAGUUUUGCAGCGGCGCGUCCUCCACGAUGGCGGUGAGUUGCGGUCAUGAUGGCCGAGUUAUUACGUGGGAUUGCGAGCGUAUGACCAAGCUGAACGUCGUGUCGCUGUCGGCGAAGCUGACCCGCAUGGUGUGGGUGCCGUCCGUGUUCGUGGUGGCUGUGAGCAACGUUCGUGGGGAGCUCUACACGUUGAAGAACGGCAAGGUUAUCAAGCACAACCGUCCGCACAAGAAAGUGGUACUGGACCUGGUGACUAUGCCGUGCGAUGACGACGAAUGGGCCCUCCUAUCGGUGUCUGAGGACGGAGCCAUGGUGAUAUGCCGGGAGAUGUUCAGCGAGGAUUAA
Messenger RNA from Babesia ovata, 1221 nucleotides. RefSeq names its product WD G-beta repeat domain containing protein. Lineage: Eukaryota; Apicomplexa; Aconoidasida; Piroplasmida; Babesiidae. The coding region runs from base 1 to 1221 and encodes 406 amino acids. The transcript has 2 exons. The record is from RefSeq and is a predicted model, not a curated record. Gene Ontology annotation, molecular function: protein binding.